GUUUACUCAGACCCUGCUGCAUCUCUUAAAGGGGAACAUCGGCACGGGAUUGCUUGGGCUUCCUCUAGCAGUGAAGAACGCUGGGAUACUGGUUAAAGCGUUCCCCCCUCGGUUACAGCGACACGGUUGCAGUUGCCAUGGAGAUGAGUUCCUCCCAGUGCCUGAGGAGAGGUGCUCAUUUUGGGAGGCACUUGGUGAAUUUCUUCCUGGUUUACCAGCUGGGCUUCUGUAGUGUUUAUUUUGUGUUCCUGGCUGAAAACAUCAAACAGGUGAUGGAGGGAACGCAUGUGAACAGCUCGGCGGAGACGCCGCUGUUAUACUCCAACAGCUCAGAGGAGGGCGCCGCCUCCCCCGCAACGCCUUCGGGGCUGGACCUGAGGCUCUACAUGGUCUUCCUCCUUCCCUUCAUCAUCGUCCUGACCUUCAUCAGAGACCUGAGGAACAUGGCUGCCCUCUCCGCCGUCGCCAACCUCUGUAUGGCUGUCAGCCUCGUUCUCAUCUUCACAUAUAUACUCAACGAUGUGAGUGAUCCCAGACGUCUGCCGUAUGCCUCCACGUGGAGGAAAUUUCCCUUCUUCUUUGGAACAGCUAUAUUUGCCUUUGAGGGAAUUGGAGUGGUUCUCCCGUUGGAGAAUCAAAUGAGGGAACCGAAGCGAUUCCCUCAAGCCCUCAACAUCGGCAUGGGCGUCAUCAUCGUCCUUUACGUGACCCUGGCGACGCUGGGCUACCUGCGCUUCAGAGACGACAUCAAAGGAAGCAUCACGCUCAACCUUCCGCACGAUUCCUGGUCUAAUCAGCUGGUGAAGGUCUUGUACUCGUUAGGUGUGUUUGUGAGUUUUGCGGUGCAGUUUUUCGUGCCGGCGGAGAUUCUGGUUCCGGCUGUGUGCGAGCGCGUCAGGAAGAGCUGGAGACGGGCGGCUGAUCUCAGCCUGCGAGCGCUGCUUGUCUGCCUCACCUGCGUAACGGCAGUCUUGAUACAGCGGUUAGAUCUGGUGAUCUCAUUGGUCGCGCGGUCAGCAGCUCGGGCGCUGGCUCUCAUCUUCCCGCCCCUGGUGGAGCUGGUGGCGUUCCCAGUCAACCUCCUCCUCCUCCUGCUCCUCAAAGACCUCUCCAUCGCCGCCCUCGGCUUCAUCGGCUUCCUGACCGGGACCUACGUAACGCUGGAGGAGAUCAUUUAUCCAGACGACCAAGGACAGGCCCGUCUCCGUGACGACGGGAACUGGACCACACCCACUACCUCACCGCCCUGAAAACCACGCCCACAAACGAAGGACCAAUCGAAUGCACCGUUAAAGGGCACUGUCUUUUUGAAUGCCGUAACUUGCUCUGGGAUGGAGAGCUUGUCUUAUAAGGGUUGAGGUGGUAUUUUAUAGCUCAAUUUGUUUUUCAUUCCACAGGCACAUGCCUGAGGUGCGCAGCUGUAGCGCGGAUUGCAUGCAUGUGCGUUUGAGUGAUGGUGUGCAUGGGAAAUAUUUCCUCGGUGCGGCCCUAUGGACUUUCCGUGACUCCACCCUGUUCUAGAUGGAAUGGCUCGGACUCCAUCAAGCCGGUGGAGCAUAUAGCAUGACGGGCCGUCAGCAUUAAACACUGCAGGAGGGCGCCAGAGAAAUAUUGCACACUGUAAGGAAUGUACGUUCGCGCUGACUAGAGGUAUUAUUAAUAAACCAAUCGUUUCUCCCGA
This is a messenger RNA of Puntigrus tetrazona (Sumatra barb), 1681 nucleotides long. It is a transcript of the gene slc36a4, whose product is annotated as solute carrier family 36 member 4. Gene Ontology annotation, biological process: amino acid transmembrane transport; L-alanine transport. The record is from RefSeq and is a predicted model, not a curated record. Gene Ontology annotation, cellular component: vacuolar membrane. NCBI's taxonomy places the organism in Eukaryota, Metazoa, Chordata, Actinopteri, Cypriniformes, Cyprinidae. Gene Ontology annotation, molecular function: L-alanine transmembrane transporter activity; L-proline transmembrane transporter activity.